AUGGCUCUCACUAGCGGUCUCCAGGGUCUUACUGUGGACGAUACCAGUAGUCCAGCCUGCAAGCCUCUUAUCACAACGCCUGUAGGAGAAGAGGGGACGGCACCAGCGGAACCCAACCGGAGCUCAAAUUCAAAGGACGAGAAGAAGAUGGAGACGCCGCAGGAAUGCGUAGGUCUCGAUGCCUCCUUGAGUCGGAUUUAUCGUUAUCACCCGAUUCCUACCUUGAUUCUUGAUAAGAAUUUGUGCGUUGUGGAGGUUUCAGACAGUCAUUGUGCCUUCUCGGGUCAAUCUAAGGAUGAACUGGUAGGCACGUGCGUUUGCGACGUUCCGGUUCACACUAUUCCUGCGCCAAACACUCCUACUCUGUAUGGAGCGUUACAUACAGCUAUCGUCUCGGAAAAGGUUCAAAUACUGAACGGUAUACACGUCAAGAGCGAAAAUUUGAUUUAUCAGCUUCGCAUAACACCAAUUUUCGAAAAAUCAUCGUUGAUCUACGUCGUAUUGGAGGCUCAAAACACCCCACAAGAUCAUUGUGUUGCGACUGAUGAACAGCACGCCAACAUGAACGAAACUUACAAGAUUUUAGUCGAUACUGUGAAAGAUUACGCCAUCUUUAUGCUCGACACACGGGGUAACGUUACCACGUGGAAUUUUGGCGCCGAGCUAUUGAAGGGAUAUUCUCCAUCGGAAAUCAUCGGCAAGCACUUCUCCAUCUUCUAUAGUCCCGCGGACCUUGAUAUAGACAAGCCAGGCAGAGGUCUGGCGCGGGCUUUACGGGAAGGACGGAUGGAAGACGAAGGCUGGCGGUAUCGACAAGAUGGGUCACGUUUCUGGGCCAACGUGUUGAUCACCCCCAUACAUCAACUUGGCCGUCACGUGGGAUUCGUCAAGGUCACGCGUGACCUCACGGAGCGGAAGGCUGCCGAGCAACGCAUGAUCGCAGCCUUUGAGGAGUCAGCGAAGAUGAAGACGGAUUUCUUAGCAAACAUGAGCCAUGAGAUACGGACCCCGAUGAACGGUAUGCAGCUUGCGCUCGCGAUGAUGAAGGACAGCGAUCUUACCGACCAGCAACUUGAAUACGCUUCGAUAAUUGAGGACUCGACCUCGGUCUUGCUCCGGAUCAUCAAUGACGUCCUUGACUACUCGAAGCUGUCAUCUGGGUCUUUUUCUCUUCACUCCGACGUCGUGGAAAUCAAGGGCAUUCUUGAUGCUGUGAUGCGAAACUGCAGGUCUCUCUUAAAACCCGGAGUUGAGCUGAGCUGCUUGAUUCCACCGGACUUACCUAAAGUUGUGCGCGGUGACCCUUUACGGUAUCGUCAGGUGGUUCAGAAUAUGCUCGGGAACGCAGUGAAGUUUACGGAGACGGGCUAUAUUCGAGUCUCUACGACAUUCUCUCCCGUCGAAUCAGACCCACAGACAUAUAUGAUUACAACAGAGUUUGCUGACUCUGGAGUUGGAAUUCCUGAUUGCGCUCUCAAUACACUCUUCACACCAUUUACACGAUUUGCCGAUUCCACUACCCACAAAUACCAGGGCACUGGCCUUGGUCUUUCGAUCUGCAAAAGUUUAGCGGAACUCAUGGACGGUACGGCGGGUUACAGACCCGGGCCACAAAGCAAAGGUAGUGUGUUCUGGUUCACAGCCAGGAUGGGCCGUGUAGGCACAGGCUAUUCGAACACGCAACCUGCCAUUCCUUCAACUGAUGAUGCAAAGGACCUCUUGAACAGAGUGCGAGAAAUUGCGCCCCGCAAGCGUAUUUUACUUGCCGAGGAUAACCUUGUCAACCAGACGGUAAUGCUCAAGCUUCUUCAAAGCCUUGAGUUUCAGCGCAUCGACGUAGCCGGGGACGGGGCGGAAGCCGUCCGACAAGUCAAACAAACGCCUUUGUCCUACAAUGUGGUUCUCAUGGACAUUAGCAUGCCGGUGAUAGACGGUCUGGAAGCGACAUCGCAAAUCAGAGGCAUGGGCAUCGACGUGCCUAUCGUUGCCCUUACGGCAAAUGCGCUAAAGGGAGAUAUGGAGACGUAUCUUGCUAAUGGGAUGAAUGAUUAUAUCGGAAAACCGGUCAACCGCGGCCAGCUGUUGCAGGUUCUUUGGAAAUGGAUUGGGGCCUAG
Messenger RNA from Penicillium mononematosum, 2115 nucleotides. RefSeq lists its product as uncharacterized. Gene Ontology annotation, biological process: phosphorylation; phosphorelay signal transduction system. Gene Ontology annotation, molecular function: phosphorelay sensor kinase activity. The record is from RefSeq and is a predicted model, not a curated record. NCBI's taxonomy places the organism in Eukaryota, Fungi, Ascomycota, Eurotiomycetes, Eurotiales, Aspergillaceae. Bases 1 to 2115 code for a protein of 704 amino acids. The transcript has a single exon.